Molecule: messenger RNA, 8597 nt
Organism: Ostrea edulis (European flat oyster)
Lineage: Eukaryota; Metazoa; Mollusca; Bivalvia; Ostreida; Ostreidae
Product: guanylate cyclase soluble subunit alpha-2-like
Exons: 10
Coding region: 6018-8342 (774 amino acids)
Biological process (GO): response to oxygen levels; cGMP biosynthetic process
Cellular component (GO): guanylate cyclase complex, soluble
Molecular function (GO): heme binding; guanylate cyclase activity
Source: RefSeq, a predicted model, not a curated record
ACCCCACAACAACUCCGUUUUAUCAUCUAUAUGCUACUUAUCUGCAUUAUUAUAUAUAUAUAUAUAUAUAUAUAUAUAUGUGUGUGUGUGUGUGUGUGUGUGUGUGCAACUGACUUUUACGGGCCUUUGCUUUCGUCAAUUAAUUUGAUUUGAUCAUUAAUUACUUAAUUCGGUCGGAGUAAUUGGAGAUCACGUUGCAAGUAGUAUGUCUGAGUGAAUGGACGUGUAGUAUUUCAUUCACACUUCAUAUUAGAUUUAGUCAUUUUAGUUUAGAAAUUGCGCUGGUCUAGUUAAUAACUUUUUUUUCCCUGAGGAAGGGACGAUUUAAUAAUUUCCAUAGUUCGUAUCGGUGGGACAGUUUAGUGCUUGAUAUUUACCUACGACACAAGUUACCACUAAAUUAAGGUUUUGAAAAACCCAGAAAACAAAACCAAAAAAAAAAAAAAAAAAAAGAAAAAAAGAAAAGGAACCCGAAAAAACCCUCUAGAUAUAAAAAAAGGGGGGGGGGGGGGAAUUGAAUAUUUUGGGAAAUUAAUACACGUAAUUUUUUAUUGGCAAGAUGUUUCAAUCAACGUUUACUACAGAGGUGUUAAUUUAAUCCUAUAGGAAUUUUGAUAAAUUAGUUCUGAGGACCAAUCGAAAACCUAUUGAUCACUUUCAGUUCAGUUUCUUUUUUGUAAUCUGCAUAAAUAUAUAUGAAUUUGAAUAACAAAAAGCGACGUUUACCUAGGCCUCUACAUACAUACUCCUGUUUGCAAAUGGAGCUCAAAAUCUGUUAUUUAAUCAACGCCGAUUUCUUAACACCAACAUUUGUAAAGAUUUCAGCGAUACUGACACUAACGCAGGGAAUCUCCUCAUUGUUGUAUAUUUAAUCUCAACAUUUGACAAAUAUUGACGACAAAUAUGACGUCAACUGUAAACAGUCAGCCCCGCGGUUUGGAAACACCCAUAAUACAUGUACCUACGUACACGAUCGGCGUUGACAUUUUGCUACUCCUUCGAUUGAUAUAGAUUAGUUUAAGAUACUGUACAUCUACUUUUAUGUAAGUGAAAAAAUGAUGAUAACACAGGGCUAGACGUCAGUAUGUGCAGUAAUGCUGUAAUAUAGAAUCAAACACAAUUUCAAUGAUAUUUUAAUCAAUGAUGUAUUUUAAAGAUUUGGUACAAAUGAAUGUAAGAAGAACAUUUUACAAAAAUAUUUACAACUUGAAAUACUUAAUAAUAAAACCCCUCUCGUAGUCCUACAUGUAUUUUCUGACAAACAUGUAAGAUGAACAUGAACAUCUGUUUUAAUCAAUCAAUCAUUGAUUACAAAACUACACCCUCCCUACCCCCGUCGCGAGCGGUGUGAUUUUCAUGUACAUGUAUUCCAAACAGGAGUUUUCUAGUGCUCAGAAGCUAGGUGAACUGUUGUGUUUGAAAGCUACCAUAAUUCACCGUCUUGAUUUCAGCGCCAGGUACAUCUACCUGGCAUUAACAGACGUGGAAUUUUAUAAAUGACAAGUGAUAUAGGGGGGUGUUUGCUGAUAUCAAAGUAAACACCGCGGCGACUUUGAUGUGCUGCCGUUUGUCCCUAAGAGUAGUCUUUUGUGCAUAAACAACGAUUCUAGCCAUUAGUAACCCCAAAUCAAUAUCGUGAAAAACUUAUUAAAACAUCAUCGGUCACCAGCUUGACCGAUAUCAUCACACCGAGCUCCGAAUGUUUCAAUGACGCUUCAAGCACCAAGUUUAUAAGUUACAGAUACUUGAGAUUUUCAUUUCUUUCCAUUUAUGCCACAUUUUCUUCCAGUUACAUGCCAAAUCCAGAUUUGGACUCUGUAAGCAGCAGCACUCGAAAUCUGGUGUUAAGUUCGUGAGAAUUAUUAAGGAGAUGAUUGAAUAGUGGAGAACUCUAGAGAAACAAAGAGAAAACACAGAUAAAAUCCGCAAUAGUCCUGUCGAGAAUUAUUUCGUUCACAUACCCUUUGUAGUGGCACUAUACAAAAUAUAAUUUCAUCAAGUUCUGACCUUUCGUUCAAGGUGGAACGGCAAUAAGGAAUCGCAGUGUUUAGUAAUAGAUUAUAUUGGAAAAAGCUUAGAAAACCAAGGCUACAAAUUGAUAACCCGAAGUGCAGGGAUCGUAAUAUAAAUCUUAUAUGUUUUUCUUAUAGUCUUUGGGGUCAUGUUAAGAUCACAUGAGAUGUUCCAAUUAUAGUUCAUAGGAUUAGAAAGGGAUCGCAUUAUAUGUUCCAAUAAUAGUUCGUAGGAUUAGAAAGGGAUCGCAUUAUAUGUUCCAAUUAUAGUUCAUAGGAUUAGAAAGGGAUCGCAUUAUAUGUUCCAUGUAUAGUUCAUAGGAUUAGAAAGGGAUCGCAUUAUAUGUUCCAAUAAUAGUUCACAGGAUUAGAAAGGGAUCGCAUUAUAUGUUCCAAUUAUAGUUCAUAGGAUUAGAAAGGGAUCGCAUUAUAUGUUCCAUGUAUAGUUCAUAGGAUUAGAAAGGAAUCGCAUUAUAUGUUCCAAUUAUAGUUCAUAGGAUUAGAAAGGGAUCGCAUUAUAUGUUCCAAUUAUAGUUCAUAGGAUUGAAAAGGUAUCGCAUUAGAUGCACUAAUCAUAUUCCCCGAGGUCAUGGUGGGAUAGCAUUAUGUCCUAACAUUGUACUUGGGGUCAUAGUGGGAUCGCAUUAUGUCCUAAUAUUGUUCUUCAGGUAAUUGUGGAAUCGCAUUAUGUCCUAACAUUGUACUUGGGGUCAUGGUGGGAUCGCAUUGUGUCCUAACAUUGUUCUUGGGGGUAAUGGUGGGAUCGCAUUAUGUCAUAACAUUAUAUUUGGGGUAAUGGUGGGAUCGCAUUAUGUCCAAAUAUAUAUCUUGGGGUCAUGGUGAGAUCGCAUUAUGUCCUAACAUUGUACUUGGGGUAAUGGUGGGAUCGCAUUAUGUCCUAAUAUAGUCCUUGGGGUCAUGGUGGGAUCGCAUUAUGUCCUAACAUUGUACUUGGGGUCAUGGUGGGAUCGCAUUAUGUCCUAACAUUGUUCUUGAGGUCAUGGUGGGAUCGCAUUAUGUCCUACCAUUGUACUUGGGGUCAUGGUGGGAUCGCAUUGUGUCCUAAUAUUGUUCUUGGGGUAAUGGUGGGAUCGCAUUAUGUCAUAACAUUAUAUUUGGGGUAAUGGUGGGAUCGCAUUAUGUCCUAACAUAGUCCUUGGGGUCAUGGUGGGAUCGCAUUAUGUCCUACAUUGUUCUUGGGGAAAUGGGAGGAUUGCAUUAUGUCAUAACAUUGUGUUUUGGGUCAUGGUGGGAUCGGAUUAUGUUCUAAUAUAGUCCUUGGGGAUAAUGGUGGGAUCGCAUUAGAUGAUCUAAUUAUAUUCAUAGCAUCAUGGUGAUAUCACAUUACACGGUCGCAGGGGUCAGGGUUGAAACUCACUAGCUGCGAAAGUUUUGGAAUAUAUUUGAAUAAAAACAGCUUUCGAACAAGACUGUAAUUUGUAGUGUAGAUUGUAUUUUGUCCAAUUAUAAAUCAGUCUCGGCGAUUGUAAUUGUAAAGAUCCAUUUUUCACUAAAAACAGGAUGAUUUUUUUUGGAGCCUCUAUUUAUUGUUACGGUAAUUGCCAAGGUGGCGGGGUCACGUGUCCGUUCGUCACUGAAUAAUAUACUGUGUAUGUUAGAGAAGUACAAAGGCUUUGAAAAAUAUGUGGCCGCUGCAGGCACUUUGAUUUGUCAUCUUUUACAAAUUCUUAUUAUGGUCAAUGACGUUCAUAAAAUAAUGAUGCGUAAAGGACUUUGAAUAAAAAUACUCCAAAAACGUCUUUCAGCGGUGAUGUCGAAGAUCAAAUGUACUAGCGGGUCUAAUAUAAUAUUCUUGGAGUACCACACAUUGAUCAGCUGACAGCCGAAUACAAUUCCAAGAACUUGUUUAUUCAAUAUACAAAGUGUUAACUUGAGGACAUACCAUUGUAGGAAGUCCGAAAGAGCACAACUCUGCAAAGCGCGUUGAUAGAACAGAUGCAAAUAUCAUAAAUCCUCAGCAUUGUCAUUUACGAUACUGUGGUUAUAUACUCAGUGAUUUGUUACAAGUAUUUAAAAAAAAACCACAGAAAAGAGCCAAGCCAGUGAUGAACAUAUAUAUUGUGUUUUAUGAAAUUAGCCUGAUUGUUUGUGUUCAUAGAUACAAUUUCAACAAUAAAAAAUAUUUUCAUAUAAUACACAAUAAGCUUUAUCUUUGGAAGUAGACGAAUAUAAAACGUGCGAUCGAUAGAACAUGAUGCGAAGUGAUUUUUCGGAGUAAUUCCAUAUUAUCUACACGCUUUAAGCGGAUUGUGUUGGACUUUGCGUAUCCCAUCCCAUGCUCUCGUAUAACAUGCUAAAUUUUAUGUCUGGAGAGGAAUUUAUUGAAAUCACCAAAGGAUUGAAAAUUGUAAAUCUGGUUGGUUUCGUAAAGAAGAUUACAUGUUCCGCUUUAAAUGAGUUUUACGCUACAAAAAGUUGAAAUGUUACAAAUGGCAAUGAAAUGAAGCAUUGGGUUUGCUGCCAAAGUUAAGAUAUAAUAAUAGGAUCUGUACGGUUUAUUUUACUUAAGCCACUAACAGCAGAAGAUGUACGUGAUCGAUGUUUAACACUAUACAGCACGUGUAUGUCACUCAAUUGCUGUGAAAUAACUAUGACGCUGCUUUUCUCACCAUAUAUUAAACUCUUAGAGAAUGUAGCGUUACAUGUAGUUUGGGCUUUCAAGAUGGCGCAUGCAUAAUCACGUGAUCCAGCAAUCAGUAGACUACAACAUGUAUUCUUAAUAUGGUAGGUGGUAAGUCACGCUGUAUUAUAACUACUAAGACACCAGAAUCUUUGAAUGGUACGUACAGUUUUGAUUAGUAGGACAGCUAUAGAGAGAUGCCAUGGUUUAGGGUAAAUUACACACUAGAGAUGGCGGUGGUUGGCACGUACAUUUAGUAGUGACUAGUAUACGGUGGUAGGAUAGAAUAUGGAGCGUGUCGCAAUCAGACACCAUUCUUAGGGCUCUAUACAUUUAGACGAGGAACUGCUGCAGGUUUUGGUUAGAUUUAGAUGUGGGAGCUGGUAGACAAGCACUGAGUUUUUUCCAGUAAUUUUCUGGAGAUUCCCAGCAUCCCACAAGUGAUAUCAGAGAGACCAAGGACAGAAAUGUAAACUGCAAUCGGUGCAUCGAGGUGGAGGUUCAAAUCAACUCUGCAUAAAAAAUAAGUAUCUUUUCUUUCUAGUAUUCAUAUUGACACAUUGUUUACUGCAUUCUCUCACUUUUAUGUUCGACAUUGUGUGUCUGAAAUGAUCAGUUGAUUCUUGAAUCAUAUUCAAGUAAUUACUAAAUACGUUGAUUAAACUGCAUGUCCCUAGUGAAUAUUCUUAUUCACACACGCAAGUGCAUCGAGUAUGUUUUCCAGGAACAAUGAUGAUAUAGUUUCAUAGAUUGAUCUUUUCUAUGAACUUAACAGUCAUAAGAAAUAAAAAUCUCGAGUUUACGUUCACACGUCUUCAACACCCUUGGAAUGAAUUGGGUUCCAUCUAUUGGUUGUCGUACUGUCAGAUAUUAUCCGGCCGAUUUGAUACGGAAAUGUCUUUUACGCCAUGCAGAUUUGAAGGGCUAUUUGCUUCCAGAAAAGGAUCUAUAAGCUGACAUUGUCAGUAAUUAGGAUGGAUGAUCUCAUUACGUAUAUAAACCGUAUGCAUUUACUUUACAAGAAUCUUGAAUCACAAAAAUCUGAAAAUAGAUAGAUAAAAUAAUUACACCACAGAAGCGCUAUUGAUCCAUCCCUGUUGUCCUCUGUGUAUAUCCGGCAUUUUACUUUGAAUAAAUACCCGGAUAAUCUUCAGCAUUCAUCAAUUAUUGGCAAUAGGAAAUAAGAGAUUUGUAAAUAAAGAUGUCCGUAUCAGUGGAGAGCGAUUGUUGAGAUCGUAUAAACCUUUCAUAGUCCAUUUUAUUGGUCGUUAAGAGUCUUGACACUCUUCUGUGAUUUAGCCAGGCGGAGCCACAAACUGUAACCUUGAUGCUUAUUUUCGUCUACUUUUUUCUCUAAUUUCAAAAUGGGGUGUACCAUGAGCUGCCAAGGCCAAGUCCAAAAACUGAUAGACGCUGAGAACCCAGCCUGUCCGUUUGCCCUUAAAUAUGAGAAGGGCAAUUCUGUGGAACACGGGGAUGGGGUUGUUUCUGCGGCGGCAUGUGAGGAAAACAAUAAGCUACUGACAGAAAACUCCAGGAACAAGUUCUCCAAGGAAGAUGAAAAAGAAAACUGUGAUAUCAAAACAGAACAAAACGCUACGGAUGUCGUGAAACUUUGCCCCAGCGGGAAUGCUGGGACUUCCGGGACUUGUGAAUCCCCCAGAAGGAAGACCAGCACCCUCUCCACUGUGUCAACGACUAGUUCUGUGGGGUCGGAGGACAAUGAACUGUCCGAAAAGAAAGUGGAUCUGAUAGGCCUGAUAGAGAGUGUAGGGACGCUUCUUCUACCCACGACUGGGUUCGUUUGUCGAGCUGUUCAGAUACAGAUGGCCUCUUGUAACCACGAUGUCCACAACAAAAUCAAUGAAGAGACACAUGAAAAUGACGCCAAGUUCAGCACGGUUUUCAACGAGGAGAACCGACACACACCACUGGACCAGGACGAACUCUUAAAGUUCUCCUCCCACGUGGCAAAGUUUACGGAUAAACAGGACCAACAAGCGAGUCUUUGCCGACUUGGAGAGGAGUAUGCCAGACUUUGUCUGGGAGAGUAUCGUAGAUCGCUAAGUGUCCUGGGUAGCAAUAUGGUGGAGUUCUUCAGUAAUCUGGAUGGAUUUCAUGACCACAUUCUCAAGUCUUCCAAAUUUAAUGCACAACGACCGCCAUCCUUUCGGUGUGAAAGUAGUCCCAACCAUGUGGCUUUACAUAUAUACACCGAGAGGUCACGAAUGUUAGAUUACUACGCGGGUAUCGUUAAACAUGUAUCGAAUUCAAUGUUUAACUUGGAUGUUCAAAUCACUGUCCACCCAAAUGAAACGAACACAUCACUACACCAUAUCCUUAAAGUACAGACCGCUGUCAAAACAUGCUCCAAAGAGUGCACGUGCUGUAAAAUAUGUUCACAUCAGUCGGCUUAUUCCGAAAAGCCAGAAGACCUACAGAUUGGUUUUGACACUUUCUGUGAAACAUUCCCUUUUCAUCUGAUUAUGAACAGAAAUCUUGAAAUAAGUCAACUAGGGACAGCGUUAAUGAAGAUUGUUCGUUCUGACGAGGAUUCCAGGGAGCUAAACUUCAGCAAAUACUUUAACGUCAUCCGACCAGAGAUCAAACAUCUGACGUUUUCCGCAUUGUUAUCACGUGUCAACUUUGCCUUUCUGCUGGAGACCAAAGUGCGGUCUAUUGAAAAUCCAUCUUCUCAUGAGGGUACAAUGCUAAAGGGACAACUGAUAUUUCUACCAGAAUCAGAUUCCUUAAUGUUCCUAGGAUCACCAAGUAUAGAAAAGCUAGACGAACUCAUCUCAAAGGGUCUAUAUAUAUCGGAUGUUCCCAUUCAUGACGCAACUCGUGACGUCAUUCUCGUUGGAGAACAGACCAAAGCUCAGGAUGGAUUGACAAAACGAAUGGAACAGAUUAAGAGGAGCAUAUUGGAAGGAAGUGAAGCAGUAAAAAUUGAGAAACACAAGAAUGUAGAAUUGUUAAACAUGAUCUUCCCAGAAGCCAUCGCUAUGAAACUUUGGAAAGGAGAAACAAUACAGCCGACCAAAGUUGAUGACGUCACAAUGUUGUUUAGUGAUUUAGUGGGGUUUACCGCCAUCUGUGCUUCCCUUACUCCAAUGAUGGUGGUCAACAUGCUGAACUCUUUAUACACCCAAUUUGACCAUUAUUGCGGCAUGCUUGAUGUGUACAAGGUGGAAACUAUUGGGGAUGCCUACUGCGUUGCAGGCGGACUACACCGGAAGUCGAAAUAUCAUGCGCAGCAGAUUGCUUGGAUGGCUUUGAAAAUGAUGGAAACGGCAAAAAAUGAAAUGUCCCAUGAUGGGAAUGUUAUAAAGAUGAGGAUCGGAAUCCAUACUGGAUCUGUCUUGGCCGGAGUAGUGGGUGCACGCAUGCCUAGAUAUUGUCUGUUUGGUAACAACGUGAACCUCGCAAACAAGUUUGAAUCUGGAAGUGAACCAACAAAGAUCAAUAUUAGUCCGACGUCAUACAGAUGCUUACAAGCGACAGAUGGAUUCAAAUUUACUCCAAGAACAAGAGAGGACCUACCAUCUGGUUUUCCGUCAGAAAUAGAAGAUGUGUGUUAUUUUCUGGAUGGCUACGAACACCCAGACUUCGCAGGAUGUGACGACACGGAACUUGAUCACAUUGGCAUUGCGUUACAGGAACUAACAACGUCAAAGGAAGUGACGUAGUAGAGACAAACUUUAAUCAGAAGUUGGUUAUAUUAUAUGCCGUCCGUUUAAAUUUCUGUAUACCAUAAAAACUGUUUAGUGUUUAUAGUCUAAAUAACACUACAUUUUAUUGUAGAUUGUACAUUUCACUGUUUAAUUUAACAUGUUGACUUCUACUCAAGGUAUCAGUGUGGUUUGAUUUAAAUGUUUGUAAUAUAUAUGUAAAUUUUUUUCGUAUUUUGUAACGUUCUCACAAUAACAACUAUUAAAUAAAAA